AUAAUGUACCACAAAGUUGAGGUCGUAAAUGACUGCAAUGAAAAUAUAAUUGUCCAAUUGUAACAUUAAUUUUGAAUGGAAUGCUGCAGUUUUUAAAUCCAAUAGUUUGCAGAUGAGAGCCAAGCCGAUCGCCAAGUGCCUGACGUCUGUGGGAGAAGGUACGAAGGGCUUUGAACUCGCGCGUUUUUGCAGCGAUAAUAAUAAUAACGGUGUGGGCACGAUACAAAGAAAGAGAGAGAGAGGGAGAGUGAGAAAGGAGAAGAUUUCGGGAUUCCGAUGUUAAUGAGGCCCCACCACCAGUGAGCCAAGGGGACCCGUUUUCCCCGCUCGUCGCUGCCCCUCCUCGAUGAAGGCGCGCACGAUAAAAUCGUUCCUCGGACGGCGCCUUCACAGAUGCUAUUCUCGCAGGCUCACGCUCGCAUUCACCUUCGUCAUCGUCACGAUGAUCGCACUGCUCCUUGGUAGUCUCCUGCUACGGCUAUUUGCUCAGGUGUCGACGCAAGAUACGCUCUCCUCGCCGUGGCACUAUUACUGCGAGAGGGGUUUGUGCAAAAAAGCCGAGAUAACGGCCAACGUAACGGCUCCUCUGGCAUUGAGCGUCUGCCAGAUAUUCUGCGGCGAGGCCGGUGGUAUAUGGCCCAAGCCCACGGGCCACGUGUCGGUAGGCAAUUUCGCGGCGAAGCUCGAUCCCGAUCGUAUCGUCCUAAGUGGUGUCGAUGCCCUCGGCGACGCUGGAUCUCUCGUGAACGAGAACGUCGAGAGGCUGAAAAACAACGCGAAAGCAUUGGGCGGAGCCAGACUCGCCGCCGGUGGCUACGGGCUGACCAUCAACGUUGCCGGUCCACUCGGCGAUCAACCUCCUCCCAAGCUCACACUGAAAACCGCCGAGAAUUACACGCUGAAGAUUACGCAGCAGUCAAGCGGACAGCUUCUCGCAGACAUAACGAGUGAAAGCUAUUUCGGAGUACGCCACGCUUUGGAGACCCUUUCGCAGCUCAUUGUCUUCGACGACCUGUACCGAGAAUUGAAAAUUGCGCGCGACGUCUACAUCAGCGAUGGACCAACCUUCCCUUACCGUGGAAUUCUCCUCGACUCGUCUCGCAAUUUCAUGGACAAAGCUUCUAUACUGCGAACCAUCGAGGCUAUGGCCAUGUCCAAGUUGAAUACUUUCCACUGGCACAUCACCGACUCCCACAGCUUCCCUUACGUCAGCCGUACCUUGCCAAAAAUGUCCCUCUACGGUGCUUACACUCCUGACAAGAUUUACACCGAAGCGGAUAUCAAGGAAAUCGUGAGGUUCGGACUCGUUAGAGGUGUCCGUGUUUUGCCGGAGUUUGAUGCCCCUGCUCACGUCGGCGAAGGAUGGCAGUGGGUCGGUCACAACGCGACGGUAUGCUUCAAGUCAGAGCCCUGGCAGAAGUUCUGCGUCGAGCCGCCGUGCGGUCAGUUGAACCCGACCAGCGAAAAAGUCUACGAGAUCAUGGCAGCAAUUUUCACUGACAUGCUCCGCGACUUCAAACCCGACUUUUUCCACAUGGGAGGUGACGAGGUGAACAUAAACUGCUGGAACUCAUCCGGCAUCAUAACCGACUGGAUGCUCAAGAGAGGAUGGGAUCUCUCCGAGGCGAGCUUCUACAAGCUCUGGGACUACUUUCAGACCAAAGCUUACGACAAGCUCACCAAAGCGAACAACGGCGUUGAACUCGAUGCCGUUCUGUGGACUAGUGGUUUGACGAAUGAGGAGAAUAUUAAGCACAUUGAUCCCAAGAAAUACAUUAUUCAGAUUUGGACCACCAAGUUCGAUGCUACUAUUUCGCGAUUGAUUAGGAAUAACUUUAGAGUUAUUUUCUCGAAUUACGAUGCUUUGUAUUUGGAUUGCGGUUUCGGUGCAUGGGUAGGCGAAGGCAACAACUGGUGUACUCCAUACAAAGGAUGGCAAAAAAUUUAUGACAAUUCUCCGAUGCAGAUUCUGAAAAACCAGGGCUUUACUAAUGAAAUUAAACACCUAGUACUCGGCGCUGAAGCAGCUUUGUGGUCUGAACAAGUAGAUAGUACGUCGGUAGACUCGCGUCUCUGGCCACGUUCAGCAGCUAUGGCCGAACGUCUCUGGUCUGACCCGUCCUCGACAUGGAUUCACGCCGAACACCGGAUGUUGAGACAUCGCGAGCGACUUGUUCAACGCGGUAUCCUCGCCGACAGUCUUGAGCCCGAAUGGUGCUUGCAAAAUCAAGGCCACUGCUAUUCGUAAAUCUAUGUGAAAUUGUACGUGCUGCUGCCGUGUGUAUUGUAAUUUGGACCUAUCGCGCGUGCACGAUGAAAGUGGGGGAAAAAAGUGAUUCGGGAUACUAUGUGGGAAGGCUGUGAAUAAGACAUUUUAUGAUACAUACCUUAUAUAAACUUACCUCGGUUUUUCUAACUUUAUAAUUGCUCUUGAUACAUGUUUUUACUAACAAAACAUUUGUAUUCGUAUUUCUUGCAUCGCUCUCUCACACUAAGCUUUUUCAAAUAAAAUCAAAAUAUUUACUAUCAAAAAAUACAUUUAUUAUUUAUACGUGAUCACAAAAUGAAAGGUU
Messenger RNA from Phymastichus coffea, 2573 nucleotides. Its product is annotated as chitooligosaccharidolytic beta-N-acetylglucosaminidase. The transcript is spliced from 6 exons. Lineage: Eukaryota; Metazoa; Arthropoda; Insecta; Hymenoptera; Eulophidae. Gene Ontology annotation, cellular component: membrane. The record is from RefSeq and is a predicted model, not a curated record. Gene Ontology annotation, biological process: glycosaminoglycan metabolic process; ganglioside catabolic process; carbohydrate metabolic process. Gene Ontology annotation, molecular function: beta-N-acetylhexosaminidase activity. Bases 347 to 2248 code for a protein of 633 amino acids.